AUGUCCACCGUCAACCUCAGCAGAAUGUUCCGGGGCAAGUUCCGCACGAACACCUGCCGGAUCGUGGUGCUGACUUCGCUCGUAUGGCUGCUAAUCGAUGUGAUACUGAUAGUGAAAUACGCCGACUGCCCCAGCACGGGCAGCGGGUCCAGCUGGCUAUGCAAGCGGAACGGGGCAGAGUACGAUGCGGAAGUGCCUCAUGCAGCCCGCCAGUCCCAGCAACAGCGGCGAGCGGCCGCCCCGGAGGACGACGAUCCCAUCGUGGACGUGGAGGAGAUCGACACCAACUCGAACAACUUAGGUGACCCCGGUGGUUAUGGCGGUGGUGGUGGCCACGACACCGACAGUUCAAUGCCCCGCACGUAUCGGCCACAGGAGCUGAAAAAGUGGCGUCCGGCGCCAACGGUGGGCGAAAACUAUGGCCGACCUGGCGAAAUGGGUAAACCGGUGAAAAUUCCGUCUAACCAGCAGGAGCUGAUGAAGGAAAAGUUCAAAGAGAAUCAAUUCAAUCUCCUCGCCAGUGACAUGAUCUGGCUAAAUCGAUCGCUCACCGAUGUGCGCCACCACGACUGCAAGAAGAAACACUACUCAGCGAAGCUGCCGACGACCUCCAUAGUGAUCGUGUUCCACAACGAAGCCUGGAGCACGCUGCUGCGUACGAUAUGGAGCGUGAUAAAUCGGUCGCCGCGGCCCCUGCUGAAGGAAAUCAUCCUAGUCGAUGACGCGAGCGAGCGAGAACAUUUAGGCCGCCAGCUGGAAGAGUACGUCCGCACGCUGCCCGUGCCCACGUUCGUCCUGCGGACCGGCAAACGGUCCGGUCUGAUCCGUGCCAGACUGCUCGGUGCCAAGCACGUCAAGGGGCAAGUGAUCACUUUCCUGGAUGCGCACUGUGAGUGCACGGAAGGCUGGCUGGAGCCGCUUUUGGCGCGCAUCGUCCUCGACCGCAAGACAGUCGUUUGCCCCAUCAUCGACGUGAUAUCGGACGAAACGUUCGAGUACGUGACGGCGUCCGAUCAAACGUGGGGUGGCUUCAACUGGAAGCUGAAUUUCCGUUGGUACCGCGUGCCGGCCCGGGAAAUGCAACGGCGUAAUCACGACCGGACCGCGCCACUGCGGACACCGACCAUGGCGGGUGGGUUGUUCUCGAUCGAUCGGGAUUAUUUCUACGAAAUUGGCUCGUACGACGAGGGCAUGGAUAUUUGGGGUGGCGAAAAUCUGGAAAUGUCCUUCCGGAUAUGGCAAUGUGGUGGCAUCCUUGAGAUCGCCCCGUGCUCGCACGUGGGGCACGUGUUCCGCGACAAAUCACCGUACACGUUCCCUGGUGGCGUGGCGAACAUUGUGCUGAAAAACGCGGCCCGCGUCGCCGAGGUGUGGCUAGACGAGUGGAAAGAGUUUUACUAUCAGAUGAGUCCAGGUGCCCGUAAAGCGUCCGCCGGGGACGUCAGUGAACGACGGGCCCUUCGAGAGCGGCUAAAGUGCAAGAGCUUCCGCUGGUACCUGGAAAACAUCUACCCAGAAAGUCAGAUGCCCCUGGACUACUAUUUCCUCGGGGAGAUUCGUAACGUGGACGCCGAAAAUUGUCUCGACACGAUGGGGCGUAAGUCGAACGAAAAAAUUGGCAGCAGUUACUGCCACGGGCUCGGUGGUAACCAGGUGUUCGCGUACACCAAGCGCCACCAGAUCAUGUCGGACGACAACUGUCUCGAUGCAUCGAAUGCACUUGGACCGGUGAAUCUGGUCCGCUGCCACGGAAUGGGUGGCAAUCAGGAGUGGAUAUACGAUGAAGAGGAAAAGACUAUCAAACACGUCAACAGUGGCAACUGCUUAACGCGUCCCACCCGUGAGGACCCAUCGACCCCACUGUUGCGACCGUGCAACUACUCCAAGGGCCAACAGUGGCUGAUGCAGUCCAAGUUCAAGUGGCAAGCCCACCACGACAAUCGCAUCGGCGAGGACAGAUAA
Messenger RNA from Anopheles nili, 1962 nucleotides. It is a transcript of the gene Pgant5, whose product is annotated as polypeptide N-acetylgalactosaminyltransferase 5. The transcript has 10 exons. NCBI's taxonomy places the organism in Eukaryota, Metazoa, Arthropoda, Insecta, Diptera, Culicidae. Gene Ontology annotation, cellular component: Golgi apparatus. The record is from RefSeq and is a predicted model, not a curated record. The coding region runs from base 1 to 1962 and encodes 653 amino acids.